CACUGUGAAACCCUAAUUCUCGCAACUAUAAAGAGUCCUAUUCUGCCCGGGCGCCGUCUCCACCUUAGUCUAUCGGCUGCCGAACUCCUCCUCCGUUUCUUGAAUCCCCAAUUCUCCAAGAGUUCUUAGUCCCAGCCAUGUCAGUCUCAGAGAUCGCUUGCACUUACGCCGCUCUCAUCCUAUACGAUGAUGGCAUCCCCAUCACGUCGGAAAAAAUCUCAACUUUGGUGAAGGCUGCCAACGUAACCAUCGAAUCAUACUGGGCUGCCCUGUUCGCCAAACUCCUCGAGAAGAGGAGCGUGGAGGACCUUAUAUUGAGCGUUGGAUCCGGUGGUGGCGGUGCUCCGGUUGCUGUCUCUGCUGCUCCUGCCUCUGGUGGCGCUGCGCCUGCCGCCGCCGCUCCUGCGGCUGAGGAGAAGAAGGAGGAGCCGAAGGAAGAGAGUGAUGAUGACAUGGGAUUCAGCUUGUUUGAUUAGAGAGUAAUUAUGGUCCCUUUUAGAAUUGGAUGACAGUUAAUUGUUACCGUGACCAAAUGUUUUUCUUUAUGGUAUUUAUGUUGCUGUCUUUUGUCAAGGAGUCAGUUCUCCAGUAUUCCAUUUUGGUAUUGCUAUUUCAAAGCAAUCGCACUCUCAGUUGAUGCUUAUCUUUAUCUAUAAAACUGGUUUCCUUUAUUCUUUAUGGUAAAAAAAAUUAUAAUUCUGUUUUA
Messenger RNA from Zingiber officinale, 706 nucleotides. Its product is annotated as 60S acidic ribosomal protein P1-like. The record is from RefSeq and is a predicted model, not a curated record. Gene Ontology annotation, biological process: translational elongation; cytoplasmic translation. The transcript is spliced from 5 exons. Gene Ontology annotation, cellular component: ribosome; cytosolic large ribosomal subunit. Gene Ontology annotation, molecular function: structural constituent of ribosome; protein kinase activator activity; ribonucleoprotein complex binding. Bases 138 to 476 code for a protein of 112 amino acids. NCBI's taxonomy places the organism in Eukaryota, Viridiplantae, Streptophyta, Magnoliopsida, Zingiberales, Zingiberaceae.